This is a messenger RNA of Odontomachus brunneus, 2133 nucleotides long. RefSeq lists its product as uncharacterized. The record is from RefSeq and is a predicted model, not a curated record. Bases 232 to 1965 code for a protein of 577 amino acids. Lineage: Eukaryota; Metazoa; Arthropoda; Insecta; Hymenoptera; Formicidae. The transcript is spliced from 5 exons.
ACAGGAAGCAAAGAACACAUUGUAGAUCAGGCUUAAAUGGCUGCUGCACGCAUAGAACGUGGAAACAUGAUAGGAAGCGAUGCGAUAAAUUUCUAGUUCUUAUGGAAAAACAGCACAUUGAUUGGCUACUGCGUCGCUUCUUGGCGUGUGACAAGCAUUUCCGCAUUCUUUAUACUGAGAAAGAAGCAGUGGUAAAAACGUUGGAUAAUCGUUCGAUGCCACGUUUGAAUAAUGUCUGUCGAACAUCACAGCGGCAAAGGUUACACGCCUCUACCACAAAGUAUAAGUAAUACCGACACCGAGGAUGAGGAGGAACGUUUAACUCAACCUAAUGAUAUUACCUACAAAGUCGAUAAUAGUACAACAAUAGCGGAAUUGCAUUCAAAUCAUGAAAAUGGUGUGUUUUAUCCAUUGGAUGAGACAAAAAAUCUGGGGAAUAACACGAGAAAUAGACAAAGCACAAUUAAAUACUAUAGAGAUGAUAUACCGAUAAUGGUGGUUGAAGGAAACGAGCAAAAUGAUUUUUGGAAAAGGAAGAAUAUGUCACCAAUUAGACGCUUUUGCUUGUUUGUAUCAAUACUAUUGUGCAUUGUUACAAUAGUUAUCUUUUUAUAUGUAUUACCUUGUGACAGUUCAAUGGUCUGUCCACCAGUUAUUGAGCCACAAUCAUCAAUAUCAUGGGAUAAAACAUUGCAAGGUGUAGAGAUACAAGGGCCUAUUACUAUAGUACCUGGAUUCCCAUACAAUUUAAUAUUUCUUCUUCACGGUGAAUGGUAUAAGAAUAAUGAUACAAAGAAUGGAAUAUUACAUCAAAGACAGAUACCACCAGAAGGAGGAGGAGUCAUGUCAAUGCAAGGGAGUAGUGGCUUGCCGCUAUGGCUGGUUCCACUAAAAAGAUUGCCUACUAUCAUAGAUUGUACUAGUAUUGACAUAGAUCGGUCUGGAAAGCCUGACUGCAUUGUUGCUGGUGAACAAGGCCUACUUGUUAGCAUAGAACCAAUUGCUGGAACAAUUCAUUGGACUUCAACCAUUCAUACGUUUCCCAAAUUACCAGUCAUCCUACCGGAUAUCGAUGCGGACGAUAUCGAAGACUUAUUGAGUAUAUCAGUAGACAAUGCUAAUGUGUCAUCUUUUAUUCUGCUAUCAGGAAAGACUGGCCAGUUACUGGGACAUUAUUUAGUUAAUAACUGCACUUCUAUUGAUAUAUAUAAUCUUGUUUCCAAUAGCAGCAUAUCUUAUAGCUGUUACGAUGAUAAAGCAAAACAUUCGACGAAAUUCAUGUCUCUGAAAGGUUUACUCCAUAGUGUAAAAAUAUCACAGGCGUAUACAAAACUCGCAGCUAAAUUAACGGCAUUGCCACGACUUUUCGAAAUAGCUAAAGUGUCGGACGAAGAAUACAUCUGGAAGCCUACGCUUUAUCAUCACUUGACUAUAGAAAAUGAAGGGGUAUGUCCGGGGCAACUCUGUCGAACUAAUGUGAAUCUAACUUUGCAAAAAUUGACGAACGAACAGAUAACUAUUUGGGAUUACGUGAGCUCGAAUACGUUCGCAUCGAAGCCGGCAUUCCUGAUAACUUCGGAUAAACCUUACACUUGUGGGUUUGCCAUUAAAUUUUGGCAGUGGAUGGACUCGCCAUCCGAUCAUGUAGAAAAAACGUCCGUUACGGAGCAGAGGUUCGUAGAAAGGGUUUUAAUAGUUUUCGUGAACUAUACAGAUGUACAAGCUAUUAACGCUAGUCAAAGUGACUUAACGCAAUUGUGCCAUGGUCUUAACUGCCAACCCGAUUUAAAUUCGCGGGAGCAGUUCAGUUCCAUCGCCGUCAAGUAUAUCAACAACGAUGAAUUUCCUGAACUAAUAAGUUACUGGUCCUCGUAUGAUAUAGACUCAACGAAAGUCUUGACAUCGAAAGUACAAGUUAUCAAGAUGGAUUCCGUGAUGUCUAAUUUAUUAUACGGAAACGUUUAGUUUUGUUAAACAAUUUUCGUUCAUCUCGUGUUAAAUGACACGAUUGCGCUUGCAUUUCGCUAAAUCAUUUAAUAUAACAUUGCUUCACAUUAAGAUCAAAUUUAUUCUACAUAUUUGAAUAGAAUUAUUCAAAUUUCUUCCGAUUUUAUUUUUACUUAUUUUUUUUUA